Drosophila persimilis is the source of this 2375-nucleotide messenger RNA. RefSeq names its product anaphase-promoting complex subunit 5 (gene ida). Gene Ontology annotation, biological process: positive regulation of mitotic metaphase/anaphase transition; protein K11-linked ubiquitination; anaphase-promoting complex-dependent catabolic process. NCBI's taxonomy places the organism in Eukaryota, Metazoa, Arthropoda, Insecta, Diptera, Drosophilidae. The record is from RefSeq and is a predicted model, not a curated record. Gene Ontology annotation, cellular component: anaphase-promoting complex. Bases 33 to 2309 code for a protein of 758 amino acids. The transcript has 2 exons.
GGUAAACAAAUCAUCGAAGACCUCCAAGCAAAAUGGCAACGGAGCUAAAUGAUGAACUGGACACCUUGGAUCCCACUUCGAAGCUUGUGCCGGCGCGCAUAGAAUCUCCCACUGCUCACAAGAUAGUGGUCCUAGUUCUACUCAAGCAGUAUGUAAUUAACAAGAAGGAAUGCUUGGACACAGGUAUCUCAAUGCGUCCCCAGAAGCGGCGCAUGUUUUACAUGCUCAUCUUCAAACUAAUCCAGGAGGCAGACAAGAGCUACGACGAGCUGCACGCCCUGCUCACCACAGGCCGCUACAAAUUGGACAAAUUGAUGCUGGAAGCGUUUGAAAAGGCCAUGUCCGAGUUCUGCGCGGGCAGCAUAGAGGCCUUGUUCGACUUUGCAGAGAUCCAGAACAUAGACGAGAUACUGAACGAGAACUAUGGCAUCAGCCAGUUUAGCAUGGUGGGCGUCUAUGUGCGUCGCGUAGGUGUGGUCCUGGAACGGCUCAGCUUUUCCGACAUGAUGGACAUGUAUCGCAGCAUUUGUUCGUUCUAUGAGCGUGGAGUGUGUGCCAUGGCAUCGGGCCCAGGGCCACGUAAGGCAGUUGCCGGCGGAGUGCUGCACAGGGAGGAGACGCCUCCCCCACUCGCCAAGGACAAGUCCACCGAGGAAGAGAAGAAAAACGAUGAUGCAGUGGGGCGCUGUGCGGACGGGCGCAAUCUCUUAAGCAAGUGGGCACCCAAGCAGGCCAAAUACUUCAUUAACAAACAGUCCGAGCUGCUGGAGAGCAAUGAAAGGCACUCCUUGUCGCCCGUGGAGCUUCAGCGAAAGGUGCAAGAGAUGAUACAGGAUCUUCCGCUGACGACGACCCCCUACUUUCUCGGCUACAUGAACCAGUUGCGGGUGAGGGACUUCUACAACUCGCUGUCUGCCUUACAUCGCGCCUUGGACCGCAGCCCCGUACGUCUGAUGAGCCAGGAGAAGGGAUAUCAGUAUUUCUGCAUUAAUCUGGCCGUGCUGCAUGCCACUUUCGGGCAUCGCGAUGAGGCGCUGUCAGCCCUCAGGGAGAGCAUCAUGCUGGCACAAGAACACGGGGACAAAAGAAGCCUCAAUCUCGCAAACACCUGGUAUUGUCUACUGCGCGACGAGCUGCCGCUGUCCACAGUCCGGCGCAGUGUGUCCGAAGCCAAUGAAGUGGACGGCUCGCUGCUGCAGAACUACACACUGGCGCUGCAUUUUGCCGUCAAGCUGGGUACAGUCGCCGGCUACAAACCGCUGCGCCUGUUCGACCUGCUCCAUCACAGCGAUAAUCUCACCAACCGCAACAAUUUCGUGGACCACGCCUCCGAGGCCCUAGCGCUGAGGAGCGCCGUCUGGGCAGCCUAUGGCCGGCACGAGGUGUCGGCCCUCUACUCCCAACUGCUACUCACUGCUCGGGAUCGCUUUAGCAACGGCUCGGCCGGAUUGGGCAGUGCCUUGGCCAGCUAUGCGCUGUGGCUGCAGCUGCAGGGUCAGCCCCAGAUGUCGCGGGUGCUGCUGGAUCGCGGCAGGUGCCGUUUUCCGCGCUUGCCCAGCGCCGAGGGCUGGAUGAUAAGCCAGUGCCAUGUGAUCAUCCAGGCGGGCAUCUAUCAGUGUCGCUGGCACGAUGCCCUGAAGGCCUGCGACCAGCUGUAUCUUCUGGAUAUAUCGGAUGCCCUGAUGCAGAGGGCUUCCAUCUAUGUUGCCAAAAGGGAGUUCUUCAACGCGCGUCGCCUGCUGGAUAAUCUGGCCACGCAGACCCAACUGCCCUUCCUUCUGCGUAUGCGCAUCAAGGUGAUGCUGGGAUACUGCGGUCUGGCCGAGGGUCGCUUCUCUAGCGAAACAACCAUGCUUCUGAUGAGUGUGGCCGAGGAAAUGGCCGAAGCACAGAUGGACUACGAGCUGGCCUUGGUCGACAUGCUGCUGGCCCAGCAGCUCCUGCUCCUGGGCUUGCCCCAGAAGGCCUAUCAGGCUAUCAAGCGUGCUAUGCAGGACAUUCACACCAACGGCGGGAUCUUCGAGCGGGCCAGGACGGAUUUUGUGUUUGUUCGCUGCCUCCUGGCCAUCACGCCCAACAAUGUGGAGGCUCGCAAGGGCCAACUGAUGAAGUCGCUGGACCUCCUGGAGCGAGCUGCUAAAUCCUUUAAGAAACUGCAAGCCCAUUCCAAAGUGCUGGAUGUGUACGUCUUCCUGGCGCAGCGAUUCAACGAGUUUGGCGAACGGACGUUGAGGAACAAGUACGCCGGAGAGUUUCGGCGCUAUUUCACCAAUCAUCCCAUACCGCGCGAAUACCUCGGUAGUCCCUGAACGGGGAGAAAAGUGGGAGUCUGUCGUUUAACUCUUAAUAAACAUAGUUUUAUUAAUUUGUUUAAA